Molecule: messenger RNA, 1792 nt
Organism: Vombatus ursinus (common wombat)
Lineage: Eukaryota; Metazoa; Chordata; Mammalia; Diprotodontia; Vombatidae
Product: serotransferrin-like
Exons: 13
Coding region: 125-1792 (555 amino acids)
Biological process (GO): iron ion transport; antibacterial humoral response
Cellular component (GO): recycling endosome; early endosome; plasma membrane
Source: RefSeq, a predicted model, not a curated record
CAGCUCCUGUUUCUCUAUAAAAGGACCAGGAGAACAGCUAAGAAGCCAUCACAGAAUCCAGGGGGUUAUUCUGUGAUAGAAGCCCCACCACCCCCUUGCUACCAGGCCCAGAACCAACAAAGAAAUGAAACUCACUUUCUCCGCCUUAUUAUCCUUCGGGAUAAUAGGGCUGUGCCUGGCUUCUACAGAACAGCAAGUAAGAUGGUGUGUCAUAUCGGAAAACGAGCUGAAGAAAUGCAAUGAAUUCAAAGAGGCCUUGAAGUCUAUCAACCAUCCCGGUCUGGCCUGUAUAAAGAAAACUUCCCACAUAGAUUGUGUUAAGGCGAUCUCGGAAAAUGAAGCUGAUGCUGUGACUGUUGAUGGUGGUUUGAUCUACGAAGCAGGUCUGGUACCCUACAAUCUGAAACCCAUCGUUGCUGAAGACUAUGGUACUGAAACAGCUCCUCUGUCUCAGUACUUUGCUGUAGCUGUUGUGAAGAAAGGAACUGAUUUCCAAAUCAAGGACCUCAAAGGCAAGAAAUCCUGCCACACUGGCCUGGCCAGGUCAGCUGGGUGGGUCAUGCCUGUGGGGACAUUGUUUACACUUGGCUUGUUGAAUUGGGAAGGACCACCAGAACCAAUAGAGGAAGCUGUGGCCAGGUUCUUCUCCGGCAGCUGUGUUCCUUGUGCUUCGGGGAAGAAUCCUAAAUUGUGUUCUUUGUGUGCUGGAAAAGGUGGCGACAAGUGUGCCUGCUCAGACAGAGAACCUUAUUUUGGUUACUCAGGAGCCUUCCAAUGCCUGAAGGAUGGUACUGGUGAUGUGAGUUUUGUCAAGCACACAACUGUGCUGGAGAACCUUCAAACUGAGGCUGACAAAAAUAAUUAUGAACUGUUGUGUCCUGAUAACACAAGGAAGCCUGUGGAUCAGUACAGGGACUGCAACCUGGCCAAGAUCCCUGCUCAUGCUGUUGUGGCCCGAAGUGUGAAUGGCAAGGAGGAUCUGAUCUGGAAUCUCCUUUCCACUGCACAGGAAAAUUUUGGUAAGGGCAAAUCAGACAAAUUCAAUCUAUUUGCUUCCCAACAUGGAAAAGACCUGCUCUUUAAGAACACUGCCAACAGGCUUUUGAGAGUCCCUCCAAAGAUGGACUAUGAACUGUACCUGGGAUACCAAUACAUCCAGGCCAUUAAGCCCAUUAAAGGUCAUGCCCUAGACAAGCUCCAUUCCUUAGGAGACAAAAAGGUGAAGUGGUGCACAGUGAACAAUGAGGAAAAGAAAGUAUGCGACAAAUGGAGCGUGUUCAGUAAUGGAGACAUUGCAUGUGAAGUGGGAGAUAACUCUGAAGAAUGCAUUGUCAAGAUAAUGAAAGGGGAAGCUGAUGCCAUGAGCACUGAUGGAGGAUAUGUCUAUGUUGCUGGCAAGUGUGGGCUGGUGCCUGUCCUGGUCGAGAACUACGCACCUAAGAAUGGACAGAGUUAUGGGCCUGAUUGUGAGAAUAAAUCUGCUGAGGGCUAUUAUGCUGUGGCUGUUGUUAGAGCAAAAACUGAUCUUACCUGGGAUUCACUAAAAGGCAAGAAAUCCUGCCACACAGCGGUCGGCAGAACUGCAGGCUGGAACAUACCCAUGGGCCUAAUAUACAACAAAACCCAUUCCUGUGAAUUUGAUAAAUAUUUCAGUGAAUCCUGUGCUCCUGGUGCUGAUCCUGCUUCCAGUCUCUGUGCCUUAUGUAUUGGCAAUCCAGACUCACCAGUUUUGGAUAAAUGUGCUUCUAGUACCAAAGAAACCUACUACGGCUACAAUGGGGCUUUCAGGUAA